ACAGGGGAGGCUGGAGGGAUGGGGGGAAGACCAAGGGAUGGGCUGGAAGGACAUGGAGGGGCUCCCACUGAGCACAGCCAUAUUCCCGGGAUCUGGGAGACUGGAUGGUGGGGACUUGGGAACAAUUGGAGACAGCUGGCUGUGGGGCAGUCGGGGGGCGGGGGUGAGGGCGCUUGCGGCUCACUGCUGCUCCACUUCUCAGUGGCCUGGAGCUCCCCUCACCACCCUCUGCCCUCUGCCCCCCUUAUCCCCUCCACACCAGGUUACCACCCGACUUCACUCCUGCUAGAGGCUGAAGGCUUCCUGACGCACCCUCAGGAGGAAAAGGGUGUGCUUUGGGCUCACGAUGGAGGCCAGUUAUGUUGGGGAGCACAACCUGUGUUCACAGGACAAUUUAGUAACACGCACGGAGUCCUGGGCGGCAACCAGUGCCGGGGGAGAGCUUGGGGGUAGCUCCCCGUUUUCUUGGCAGAUCCCCAGACUGAGCUGCUGGUUCCGAGGCUCGGAUCGAUGGAGCCGCCUUCCCCGCCCCUCUGAGCUUCCUCUCCCUGCUGCUCAUUAGCGCCCCGAUUAAUCAGCGCCCCCUUUCCUCUAGGGGACAAGUGCUUCUUCUCCCAUGAGGGCUCUCUCACUUUCACACAAGCCCCCCCGCCCCCAGGGCACAGGCAGCUCACUGUGACCACCCCACCCUGGGGGUACCCCGGCAUCGUCCCUUCUGGGCCAGCCACCAUGGGCCCCAUCCUGCCUCUCCUCAGCAAGGCAUGGCCACCCCAGCGCUCCUCUGCCCCUCUGCCUGGCACCCCCUGCGCCUGCUUCUUUAGGAUUGCAUUCCCUCCGAUUCAAACCCAGCACAUCUGGGUUCCCUCCAAACCCCCCAUUUGGGCUUUUCCUGACCUCCAUGCCAUACCCUCUCCCCACAUCAUACGUCCUCUGCUCCCUGGCCUGGCCACCCAACACGUUCCCUGCCCCCACCACAGGCCUGGCUGUGGCAAGGGAUUUGGGAAAUAUUUGGGGAGGCAAAGUGGCCACAGAUGCUUAUGCUGGCCAGGGUGCCCUCUAUCCCAGACACAGGAGAGACUGAGUUUGGGGAUGGAGAUGAAGUGGGGGAGAGGGCAGCCAAAACUGGAGAGCGGGCAGGGGCAUGGUGGAUGUUAAGUCCGGAGCAAAGCUCUAAGGAAGUCAAGUAUCUUAAUGGAGCCAUCACUGACCCCUUGUCUGUCUUGCCUGCCAUUCUCUGCCCUCCCCUCCCCUCCCUCAUUCAAACAAGUGGCUUUCCCAAGGAGUUCUUUGGAAGGUGCUGUGAGUGGGGUAGCGAGGUCAGGAGGUGCUGGUGUUAGGAGUCAGGGAGGCCAGGAGGUGGGGGGAUGGAGUUGGCUGACCCUUCUCACGGUGUGGUCCAGAAAAGUGGCAGAAUAAGCUAAGGACUCUGGGUGUAAGCCUCUUCCCUGGUGGCCUGGGAGUGGGGCCAGGUGGGGACCCCAUGCGUGACGAGGGUGUAGCAAGAGUUUGGGGGCCUCCCGACGAGGUCCCAGGCAAGGACCGGAGAUCCCUGUCCUGGGCUGGGGGCUGCCCCCCUCCCCUGGCCUGGCUCCUGCCGCCCGUGCCGCCGGUGAAACGCUGUUGACAUGUCCUGAAUUAUUAAGCACGGGGUGGGCUCCGGAGCACAUGCUGAGCGGAGCGGCUGGGGCUGCACGGCGUGGCAGAGCAGCGCUCGCUCCCUCGCUCACUCGCUCGCUCGCAGGGACACACGCAGGGGCUGACAGCUGUGCUGGUGCUGAUAAGGGAAGCCACAAGGAGACGAUCGAGGAGAGAGACAAGCGGCAGCAGAGGCAGCAGAGGCAGAGGCAUCAUCAGGGCUGCGGAGCUGCUGGGAGUGGGAGUGACUCCCCCACCUCGGGCCCCCACCCUGUCCCCAUCCUCUUCCCCGCUUGCCCUGAGUUUAGAAGAGCCGCUGCUGCCACCGCUGCCACUCCGGAGGGCACCGGGGGCUGCUGGCCAGGGAGGGACAGGGGCAGGAAGGCUCCGGCUGGUCCCAGCAUCUGGGGACAGAUGCCGAUCGAGAUUGUGUGCAAAAUCAAAUUUGCAGAGGAGGAUGCGAAACCCAAGGAGAAAGAGGCAGGGGAUGAGCAGAGCCUCCUGGGGGCCGCUCAAGGGGCAGCAGCCCCCCGGGACCUGGCCACCUUCGCCAGCACCAGCACUCUGCAUGGGCUGGGCCGGGCCUGUGGCCCAGGCCCCCAUGGACUGCGGAGAACCCUCUGGGCACUGGCCCUCCUCACCUCUCUGGCUGCCUUCCUGUACCAGGCGGCCGGCCUGGCCCGGGGCUACCUGACCCGGCCUCACCUGGUGGUGAUGGACCCCGCUGCCCCAGCCCCGGCGGCCGGCUUCCCCGCCGUCACCCUCUGCAACAUCAACCGCUUCCGGCAUUCGGCCCUCAGCGACGCCGACAUCUUCCACCUGGCCAACCUGACCGGGCUGCCCCCCAAAGACCGGGACGGGCACCGUGCUGCCGGCCUGCGCUACCCGGAGCCCGACAUGGUAGACAUCCUCAACCGCACCGGCCACCAGCUCGCCGACAUGCUCAAGAGCUGCAACUUCAGCGGGCACCACUGCUCUGCCAGCAACUUCUCCGUGGUCUAUACUCGCUAUGGAAAGUGUUAUACCUUCAACGCGGAUCCGCAGAGCUCACUGCCCAGCCGGGCAGGGGGCAUGGGCAGUGGCCUGGAGAUCAUGUUGGACAUUCAGCAGGAGGAGUACCUGCCCAUCUGGAGAGAGACAAAUGAGACAUCGUUUGAAGCGGGCAUCCGAGUGCAGAUCCACAGCCAGGAGGAGCCACCCUACAUCCACCAGCUGGGCUUUGGCGUGUCUCCAGGCUUCCAGACUUUCGUGUCCUGCCAGGAACAGCGGCUGACUUACCUGCCCCAGCCCUGGGGCAACUGCCGAGCGGAGAGUGGGCUCAGGGAGCCUGAGCUUCAGGGCUACUCAGCCUACAGCGUGUCUGCCUGCCGGCUGCGCUGUGAAAAGGAGGCCGUGCUUCAGCGCUGCCACUGCCGGAUGGUGCACAUGCCAGGCAAUGAGACCAUCUGCCCGCCAAAUAUCUACAUCGAGUGUGCCGACCACACACUGGACUCCCUGGGUGGGGGCUCCGGAGGCCCGUGUUUCUGUCCUACCCCCUGCAACCUGACCCGCUACGGGAAAGAGAUCUCCAUGGUCAGGAUCCCCAACAGGGGCUCGGCCCGGUACCUGGCAAGAAAAUACAAUCGUAAUGAGACCUACAUACGAGAGAACUUCCUGGUUCUUGAUGUCUUUUUUGAAGCCCUGACCUCUGAGGCCAUGGAGCAGCGAGCAGCCUACGGCCUGUCAGCCCUGCUGGGUGAGCCUGGCCCCGAUUGCACAGGGAUGGAGCAGCCCAGCCUCCUCCCUCUGACCCUGCUCUCGCGCUUCCCAGGAGACCUCGGGGGACAGAUGGGACUGUUCAUCGGGGCCAGCAUCCUCACGUUGCUGGAGAUCCUCGACUACAUCUAUGAGGUGUCCUGGGACCGACUGAAGCGGGCGUGGCGUCGCCCCAAGACCCCCCUCCGGACCUCUACUGGGGGCAUCUCCACUUUGGGGCUUCAGGAGCUGAAGGAGCAGAGUCCCUGCCCAAGCCGGGGCCGUGCUGAAGGCGGGGGUGCCAGCAGCCUGCUCCCCAACCACCACCACCCCCAUGGCCCCCCAGGAAGCCUCUUUGAAGACUUCGCUUGCUAGGAUGGUGCUGUGUCCCAAAGGACCCAGGAGUCUGGGACUCCUCCCUGGAUCCCCACUGUAGACUCUGGCUCCCGGGACAGGAGGCCAGGGGAGCGGGGUACCCAAGGCUGAGGGAGCAAGGGCGGUGCCCACUGGAAGGGUGGGGACUCUCACUCACCCUGGCGCCAGCUGCUUUGCACAAGGCUUCCUCUUGUGCACACCCUCCUCCCCCAGGCUGGUGACCAGGGAGAACUUGAGACUAGGACGUGGGCCCCUGUGGAGGAGAGAAGGGCUGCAAGAGGAAAGAGGGAGGAGGAGAAAGGGGCC
Messenger RNA from Bubalus bubalis (water buffalo), 4050 nucleotides. RefSeq names its product acid sensing ion channel subunit family member 4 (gene ASIC4). Lineage: Eukaryota; Metazoa; Chordata; Mammalia; Artiodactyla; Bovidae. The coding region runs from base 1666 to 3744 and encodes 692 amino acids. The record is from RefSeq and is a predicted model, not a curated record. Gene Ontology annotation, cellular component: membrane. Gene Ontology annotation, biological process: sodium ion transmembrane transport. The transcript is spliced from 10 exons. Gene Ontology annotation, molecular function: ligand-gated sodium channel activity.